UCUUAUAAUGGAACUGCAACUUCUCGCGUCCCUGUACUUCAUGUGGGAGAUCGUAGACAGCAUUCAACAGUUUGACACCUUGACUGACGAGAUUCUUUCGUUUCUCUUUAAGUAUCAUGUAAGUAAGUUGACUCGUACGGAAGCUGCGCAGGUGGAGAUGUUAAUAAACGUCAUCACGGCGCAGAGGCCCAUAUUUAAUGCGUGCGACAUUUUUGUAGUUGGUACAAAACUCUUCGCGACGGUGUGCGGAACAAUUGUUACUUAUGUAAUGGUCGCCUUACAAUUCCAUAAGACCUGGAUCAAUGCGUAUAAGUAACUGCAUUUCACUUUUAUUGAUAGUUUGUUUGUGUACUUACUGUCAACAUCGACCCUACUUCACAGUUUUUAUUAG
Photinus pyralis (common eastern firefly) is the source of this 391-nucleotide messenger RNA. RefSeq lists its product as uncharacterized. The transcript is spliced from 4 exons. NCBI's taxonomy places the organism in Eukaryota, Metazoa, Arthropoda, Insecta, Coleoptera, Lampyridae. Gene Ontology annotation, biological process: sensory perception of taste. Bases 8 to 316 code for a protein of 102 amino acids. Gene Ontology annotation, cellular component: membrane. The record is from RefSeq and is a predicted model, not a curated record.